Messenger RNA from Lingula anatina, 1585 nucleotides. RefSeq lists its product as uncharacterized. Gene Ontology annotation, molecular function: GTP binding; GTPase activity. The record is from RefSeq and is a predicted model, not a curated record. Lineage: Eukaryota; Metazoa; Brachiopoda; Lingulata; Lingulida; Lingulidae.
CCAUGACGCAUUUAGGAAUUUCUCUAAAUCUACAGAAUAUUUUUGCUUGGUGAACAUUACGAUUACAAUAUUUUCUGUGGCUGAAACAGCGACGUAUUGAUUCUCACUAUUGGCAGCCUCUUGCUUUCGGCAUUGUGGAAGCCUGAAGGUUAUUCAAAGUGUGCAAAGGAGUAGAAGGAAGCACACCGCCCGCGGGGACGGACCGGCUGACGGACGAAUGGAUCCUCGGAUGAUUUCCGAAUUUUGGUUCGGGGUUUUUGACGUGCAAGUACAAUGAAGCUCAUCCUAGUGGGCCUGGACGGAGCAGGAAAGACGGCCAUCUUGUACACCUUGAAGUGGAAUUUUCCUCUCACCACUGGACUUACAUCCACGCUAGGAUAUAAUGUCGAAGAAGUCUCAUUCAACGGCAUAGCCUUUGAAAUGUGGGAUCUCGGCGGCGAACACCAAACAAGAGCAAUAUGGAGGCAAUACUUUAAGGAUACGCAGGGAAUAAUCUUCGUGGUCGAUUCUAGCUGCAGAGAACGUUUCAGUGAAGCAAAGGAAGAGAUAGAACGACUGAUGAAGUACGAAGCUCUUCAGGCCCUGCCCUUGUGUACAAUGGCACACAAACAGGACCUCCCCGGGGCUCUAUCCCCUGAGGAAGUGACGCAGCUACUCUCUCUCACAGACAUCAGGGAUAGGAAGUGGACGGCCAUUCCUUCAAGCGUAACGGCGUCAGGAAGCACCGGACUUCAAGAAGCUCUGCAAUGGUUUUCUGCUCUGUCGUGACCUGCUGGUCGCACAACCUACUCAUGAAAAUGUCUGUACAUGUAGCUUGACACUUACAAAGAUCACAUAAAAUUUGAGUUUGUGUUGGUGGUUUAUGUAUAAACACGCAUAAAAUAAGCGUGCUUGUGAAUGUACAGGGGGACUUUUCAGUGUUUAGCGUACAACGUAACGAGCAUAAAAAAGUUUGCGUUUAUGUAUAUGCCAGGUUGGUACGUAAAAACGGGAGUUUUUCUGUAUCAUGAGGGUAGUUUGCUUCCUCUAGCACGGCAAAUUGAAAAAAAUGCAUCCUUCCUAGACUUAGCAGAUGUAUAUUAUAUGUGCGACUUUAAAGAGUACAGUAUGCCAUUAAUGAAUACGUCCUGAAUGACAUUGUAAGCCUAUCUAACUGCGGUAAUAUAAUUUAAGUUUUUGAUCUAUUUUCUGAAUGUUAAAUGAUUGUACUAUUGCUUCCAUAGUAGUUGGAUUUGUUUUUAUAUGCAAUGAGUCAAAGUUGAGAUUUUACGUUCACCGCAAGCGCAAUCGGAGUUUUGUCAAGAAGAAUUUUUAUUUGACUAAGUGUGUCUGUGAUCCAUUAAAACUAAACACAAAAAUGCCGCCACCCAAUGUCAGCAUGGAAUUAUGUUGCAAGGCCAGGGUUCAGCAAAGCAGGUGAUGGCUAUAUGGACAGAAACGAUGUGUCUGUACAUAAAAAAUAUAAUAUUGGAGGUAGAAAAUAGAACCUAAGUUUCUAAAUAUGCCGCAAAUUAUUCAGAUCUAUUUAUCUAGUGCAAAGCAAAUAUUGCUCUUGUUGCAGUAUAUGAUGCAAAUAAACGUGUUU